Messenger RNA from Halteromyces radiatus, 1238 nucleotides. RefSeq lists its product as uncharacterized. Gene Ontology annotation, cellular component: U5 snRNP. NCBI's taxonomy places the organism in Eukaryota, Fungi, Mucoromycota, Mucoromycetes, Mucorales, Cunninghamellaceae. Bases 60 to 1073 code for a protein of 337 amino acids. The record is from RefSeq and is a predicted model, not a curated record. The transcript has a single exon.
UUUUUUUUUUUUAUUUUUAUUUUCCUUUUUAUUUGUUUAUUCUUAUACAAUUACUCUUCAUGUCUGGAUACAAACGCAGCAAGGUGUCAUUUGAUAAGGAUGAUUAUUAUGAUCGAGCGGGAUCCAGCAAACGAGCCAAAACACAAAGACGACAAGAAAGAGAAGAAAGCACCGAUUUUGAAAUAGAUCAUGAAGAGUCUUUGGAACCUGCCAAACAACGUCGUGGAGCUGUUGCUAAGGAUGCUUAUGUCAGUGAUGAUGAAGAAGUGGGUGGUGGCGCCUUUAAUAGUGAUUCUGAAAAUGGUGGAGACGAUAGUGAUGAGGACCAAGCAAGCAAAAAAACCAACGAUGACGAUGUUGAUAUGUUCUCCAGUACGGUGGCAGAUGAAGAAGAUGAUACAAAGAAAAAGGACAAGAAGAAGAAACGGCUUGGUAUGGACGAUAUUGAAGGACAAGAAUGGACCUCUAGGGAUCAAGAAAGUGAUGAUGACGAUAACCAAAAAAACAAAUUGACGGCAUUCAACAUGCGACAGGAAAUGGAAGAAGGUAGUUUUGAUGCUCAAGGCAACUACAUUCGCAACGAAAAGGAUCCUGAAGCUUUUCACGAUAAAUGGAUGGAAGGAAUUUCAAAGAAGGAUAUGCUCAAGGCUAGGGAUGCUCAAGUACGACGGGAUCAGGCCGAACAAGUCAAGGAAGCCUCUCGACAAUCAACAUUACCACAAACUCAAACUGAUGUGUAUUUGGCUCUUGUGGAAUACCUAUUACCGGGUGAAUCUGUUAAGGACGCAUUGACAACCUUGGGGAAAGGUGCACAUGGAAAAAUACCUCUAUGGAAACAAAAACUAAUGGCCAAGAAGAACAAGAACAAGAAACAAGAUACACCUGUAUUGGAUGAACAACAAGCUGCUGAUAGACAACGCAAGGUGGAAGAGAUGACAGGUUUAGCAGAUCAAUUGAUGGCUUUGGGACAUUUUACUGUUUAUGAUGAUACGUUUGAAUCUAUCGUACGUUAUUUACGCAACAAAACUGAUGUGGAUGAACUUUGGUUACCGGAAUCUAUUCAACGCAAGUGAUGAUGAGGUAUUCUUUUAUGUGUUUUGUCAGAGUAAUACCAUUCCUAUUUAGUAUUUACAAUCUCUUGUAGUUUAGAACUUGUAAUUUAGAUGAUGAUGUGAUGAUUUUCAUAUAUACUUGGUAGUAUAUAUAUAUUUGUACAUAUUUCAAACGAACCGUCAUGA